AUGGCAAGCCAACCACAGGCAAAGAAGGCAAAUCCCAAAUCCAAGCUAAACCAGCGAUCGACGACGCCCCUGCACAUCUACGUCGCCGGCGGCUCGGACAUUCGCGAAACCGGCCUAGGCGGCGAGUUCCGAGACGUAGAACCGGACGUCGUCACCACCGAAGGCGCCGUCUCCGUUCCCGUACGCCAACCCCGUCUUAACCUCGAGGAUAAUGCCAUCGUGCAGAUUUCCGUGGGCCAGAAGCACACCGCCGCUCUCACGCAAAAGGGCACCGUGCUGACGUGGGGAUCAAAUGAUUUCUAUGCCCUUGGAAGGGAUACGCCGUCGGUGGGACACGAAGGGUGGCCCGAAGCCGUGCAGGCCCUUGUGAAUUUGAAGCUGGAGAUUGUGCAGGUUGCUGCCACCGAUCAUGCUACUUUUGCACUUACUUCGAAUGGACGGGUUUACGGAUGGGGGACAUUCAUGAGCGACGAUGGGGUAAUAGGAUUCCUCAAGGACCUCAUCGAACAUAAGACCAAAGUCGACCCAGAUGAACUCAUAGCCAAAAUCCCCACUCCCAUCCCCGGCCUCAAGGACAUCAAAGAACUCGCCACCGGGUCAAACCACAUCCUAGCGCUAACACGCACCGGCAACGUCUACGCCUGGGGGUCCGGUCACCACGGCGAACUCGGCCGCCGUCUCGUCUACCGCCACCAGUUCGAAUCCCUGACUCCCCGUACCAUCUCCUUGCCCAAAAACCAGAUCGUUCGCAUCUUCGCGGGCUUCUACCACAACUUCGCCGUCGAUAAGAAGGGCCGUGUUUGGGCUUGGGGCUUGAACAACUUCUGUCAGGCCGGCGUUCCGGCGGAGGUGGAGGAGGGUGGCACCGAUAACCUCCAUAUUAGCCACCCGGUGCAGGUGCAGACGCUAGAAGGUGUCCAAAUUAGACACAUGGCUGGGGGCUUGCAUCAUAGCAUUGCUUGCGCCGAGGAUGGGAGGAUCUUGGUCUGGGGACGGUGCGAUGAUAGCCAGAUGGGUGCUUCGCUGGAGAGAGUGAAAGACAACUUCCUUUUGAAAGACGAGAGAGGUGUCCCACGGAUAUUGAUGAUGCCGUUGGAAAUACCAGGUCUCAAAGCCCAAUUUGUUGCAGCGGGCACAGACAACUGCUUUGCCGUCGACCCGGAUGGAAAGAUAUACGCCUGGGGCUUCUCUGACAACUUCCGUACUGGCCUCGGCACGGAGGACUCGGUCAAGGAGCCGACACUGGUUUCGACCGAAGGCUUGUCCAAACUCUCUGCCAAAUUGGUGGUUACCCGAGGGCCGUUUACCUUCUUUGCUGGAGUGCCAGCGGAGGUGGAUGUAGCCUCGGAAGAUGAUUAG
Messenger RNA from Scedosporium apiospermum, 1359 nucleotides. RefSeq lists its product as uncharacterized. The coding region runs from base 1 to 1359 and encodes 452 amino acids. The record is from RefSeq and is a predicted model, not a curated record. The transcript has 3 exons. Lineage: Eukaryota; Fungi; Ascomycota; Sordariomycetes; Microascales; Microascaceae.